Carya illinoinensis is the source of this 1791-nucleotide messenger RNA. RefSeq lists its product as uncharacterized. Gene Ontology annotation, molecular function: nucleic acid binding; RNA-DNA hybrid ribonuclease activity. The record is from RefSeq and is a predicted model, not a curated record. NCBI's taxonomy places the organism in Eukaryota, Viridiplantae, Streptophyta, Magnoliopsida, Fagales, Juglandaceae. The coding region runs from base 1 to 1791 and encodes 596 amino acids. The transcript has 4 exons.
AUGGGAAAGUUGGGAUUUUGCAGAAAGUGGAUUGACUUAAUCAUGAGAAGUGUCUCAACAGUGAGCUACUCAGUUUUAAUUAAUGGGAAGCCUGGGUCAAAUUUCUAUCCUAGAAGGGGGAUUGAGGUAGGGGACACGUUGUCCCCAUAUUUGUUCAUCCUAUGUGCUGAGGGUCUUAGUUCAGUACUGAACCAGUCAGAUAGAAGGGGUUGUACGAGAGGAGUAACUGUAGCCAGAAAUGGAACUAGAGUGAAUCAUUUGCUUUUUGCAGAUGAUUGCAUUCUGUUUGUAAGAGCUAAAGCAGAAGAAUGGGUGAAAAUUCAAGAGUUGCUUUUGAAAUAUGAAAAGGAUUCAAGCCAAUUCCUUAAUAAGGAAAAGACAGCAGUGUUCUCCAAUACAAAUGCAAGAUUAGAAGAAAAAAAGAAGAUAAUGGAGCUAGGUGAAAUUUGGGAAAAACUUGGUAGACCAAAGGGGAGAGGAGGGCUAGGCUUUCAAUACUUAGAGAGUUUCAAUUCGGCACUGCUAGCCAAACAAGGCUGGAGGUUCUUACAGAAUCCAAGGAGUCUGGUGCCAAAAAUCUUCAAGGAAAAGUAUUAUAGAUCAUGUUCCUUACUUGAGGCUAAGUUAGGCCACAGACCAUCUUAUAUUUGGAGAAGUGUAUGGGGAGCACUAGAGUUGCUGCAGGAAGGACUGAGGUGGAGGGUUGGGAAUGGCAGGAGCAUAAGAAUAUGGAGGCAUAAGUGGCUACCAACACCAUCAUCAUUCUGUGUACAAGCUCCCAUUUCUGCACUAGAUGCAAGAGCAAGAGUCAGUGAACUGAUUUCUAAUGGUGAAUGGGAUGUAGAGCUGAUUAAAAGUAUUUUCAGACAAGAGGAGGUGGAGCAGAUUUGUAGUAUCCCAAUCAGUAAGUCGAAUGCUGAUGAUAGAUUGAUAUGGGGGUGCACAAAAACUAGACUUUUCAUUGUUAAAAGUGCUUACCAACUGGAUAUGAGCAGAAAGGAAGCAGUAAAGGGUGAAAACUCAGAGAGAAUAGAAGGGGAUAAGAGAUGGAUAACUGACAAUUCAAAGUGCCCUAUUUGCAAGGUUGAUGAGGAAACAGUGAGUCAUGCACUUUGGUCAUGUCCAGCAGCAGCUGAUGUUUGGGUUGAAUCAAUAAAGGUGACACAAAAAUGGAAAUCUGAUGAAACUAACCUUUUAGUAUUUUGGGAGAAAAUGAUGGAAAGGGCUAGCAGAGAAGAGCUAGAAGAGAUUGUAAUGGUGAUGAGAAGUAUAUGGAGGGAUGUGAGGUGGAGCAGACCAAAAGAGCUAUCUGUCAAGGCAAAUUGGGAUGCGGCUAUUGAUAAAAAAGAAAGAAAGGUGGGCAUUGGGGUGGUUAUCAGUGAUGAGGAAGGGGAGAUCUUGGUAGCAGCUGGAGAACAUAUGAGGUAUGCGAUAGAUGCUGUAAUAGCUGAGAGUUUUGCUUUAAGGAAGGCUAUGGAAGUGUGUCGUGAUUUCAAUUUUAACAAUGUAUUGUUUGAAGGUGAUGCACAAAACAUAGUGAAUGCUGUCAAUGCAGAGACAAAGGAUAUGACCAGGUAUGGUAGUGUCAUUGAAGAUGUGAAGUGUCUAUUAAAGGGCAGAGAAAAGUGGAGUGUGAGAUUCAUAUACAGAGAGGCAAACAAGGCUUCACAUGUAUUAGCUAGAGAGGCAUUACAAUUUCAAUCUAAGAUUGUUUGGAUAGAGGAUGCUCCAGAUUGUAUAAGGAGUAUCAUAGUUAAGGAAAAGUCUUGUAGUGAAAAUAUAGUUCAAUGA